CGGUUCAAUCUCUAUCGAGUGGCGGCGCCACAGCGCAAACAACCUGUCGAAGCGAAGAACGGCAUAUUUAUGAUGUGAUUUCGGGAGUAAAUUCGAUGAAUUUUCGUCGAUAUUGUGCACAGCAUUCGUUCCUGAUCCUGUCGUGCAUAGCUGUGGUAACUAGGCGUUGCUGUCACUUGGCUUCCUGUGGCCCAUUUCGUUUUUCCCAAAUUUCCAACGCUUCUUUGACCACGAUGAUGUUGACCUCGUGGCCGUAUCCGAGAACCGGAUCUAUUAUGUGGAUGCUGGGCAUAUGACGAUCCGUUUAUACAGUGGAAAAGUGUGUUGCUUGUACCAGUAAGGAUUCUUGCUAAGGAUAUUUUAUAGCCCUGCAGAUCUUACUGUGGUAUAGAUUUUAAGACUGCUGAAGUCUGAAGUUGAAGCUGUUUUUCUUAGACAACUGUUGAGAUUGAAUUGUACAGUGUCUAUGAAAACAUUUUAAAGUGAAAAUGUUUGCCAAGAAAAAGAAGAAGCCACAGAUUUCUACUCCUACCAAUUUUGAGCAUAGAGUACACACAGGGUUUGAUAAGCGUGAGGGGAAGUUUGUGGGACUUCCUUUACAAUGGGCAUCUAUCGUUGGGAAUAAUCAAAUUCUCAAGUCCAGUAAUCGGCCAUUGCCUCUGGUAGAUCCCAGUGAAAUAACACCUACAGACAUUCUUGAUUUGAAGACUAUUGUGAGAGGUCAUAAUGAUUCAAAAAUUGCAAGAUUGGGAGAGAAAACUGCUGAGAAUAAACUUCCCAAGACUAGCACAGUUGCCAGAUCGAAUUCGCUGCGAUCAUCAAGCCCACCAAGACUUAGAAGAGACUACAGAACUAAUUCAAACCUUCCGCCAUCUGUGCCGGAAGGCCAAGAGAUGUCCUCCAGUCCAGGCCAGAUGCAGGCAUAUCCCACAUUUGGAAAACCACAUGGCUAUCCUGAUAGUCUAAGACAGAAUUCACCAAAUAUGGCUCCUGGCUUAAAUCCUAAUCUCCAAAACCUGAUUCCUAACUUGCAGAAUCUCAAUCCUAACAUGCAGUCUUCGCCAAAUUUGACUCACCUAGGUUCGACUGCACAAAACAUGUCUCUUAAUUUCCAAAACUUAAGCCCCAUUCUCAACCUACAGGGCCCCACAUCAAAUCCGAAUACCCCACAGAUAUCAGAGCAUGAUUUCCAAAGGAUGAAUCCACCACCAGCCAUAUCGUCGAGUCAAUUCAAUGGGAAUAUACCUGUACCUAACAUCGACUCCUCUUCACGAGAUCAUCAAAUGGCACAAAACGUGCUGCUACAUAAACUGCAGCCCAAAGUUUCACCAGUUGGUUCAAUAGCCUCUCAACGCCCAUUGAGUCAACUAAGCUCACACAACGUGAACAAACAUUCUCAAAACUAUGGGAUUAGCGAAAACCCACCGAAUUUACACGCUCACUUCCAAAAACCAAUAGAAAGCUCGCAAUCUAUGCAUAAUCUCUCAAAAUCAGUUGUCACCUCAACAGUUCCUGGUGUCAGUUCAACUCCGGAUCAAAACCAAAACAUGAAAGCCGCAGUAUCUUCAGGAAACUUAGCCGCUGCUUCUGGAACAAACAAUGCUAACAAACAAAGUGCUGAACAGAGACUGACACAUGAGCAAUUUAGAGCAGCGCUUCAGAUGGUUGUAAGUCGUGGUGAUCCAAGAGAAAAUCUUGAAAAUUUCCUGAAGAUCGGUGAAGGUAGUACAGGGACAGUUUGCAUAGCUACGGAUAAGAGUACGAAUCGUCAGGUAGCCGUGAAGAAGAUGGACUUGAGAAAACAGCAGAGACGAGAACUACUUUUUAACGAGGUUGUCAUAAUGAGGGAUUAUCAUCAUCCUAACAUAGUAGAGAUGUAUGAUAGUUUCUUAGUAGAUGAUGAACUUUGGGUCGUUAUGGAGUAUUUGGAAGGUGGAGCUUUGACAGAUAUCGUAACACAUUCACGCAUGGAUGAGAGUCAGAUUGCUACAGUCUGCUCACAGUGCCUUAAGCCAUUGGCGUACUUGCACUCUCAGGGUGUUAUCCACAGAGAUAUAAAAUCAGAUUCAAUCCUACUGACAGCCGACGGGCGUGUUAAACUAUCUGACUUUGGUUUUUGCGCUCAAGUCUCUCAAGAACUACCAAAACGUAAAUCUCUUGUAGGUACACCAUAUUGGAUGAGCCCAGAAGUGAUUUCCAGGUUACCCUAUGGACCUGAGGUUGAUAUCUGGUCACUGGGUAUAAUGAUCAUAGAAAUGGUAGACGGUGAACCUCCUUUCUUUAAUGAACCUCCUCUUCAAGCCAUGAGACGUAUCAGAGACAUGCCUCCUCCAAAGCUGAAAAAUUCUCACAAGGUUAGUCCACGACUUCAGGGCUUCCUGGAGAGAAUGCUGGUUCGAGACCCGGCCCAAAGAGCCACAGCAGCAGAAUUGUUACAGCAUCCAUUCCUGAGACAAGCUCAGAGUCCCAGCAUCCUGAUACCGCUAAUGAGAGGAGCAAGGCAUACCAAUUGCUGACGAGAUGUUAUGAAAAAGUCACAGUUUUCAUGGAAAAAGUAUCAUCGUUAGUAUAUGAUAUCUAUAUUGAGGUUACGUUUAUUUAUAAAGAAGAAGAAACAUUAUGCCGCGUGAAAAACCUCGAGAAUUCGAGGCAUGUACUUUAUCCGGUCACUAUGACUUAACAUUCCAUUUGUGACACAAAGACAUUAACCUAUACAUUAAAUUUGAAUGUUUGCACCGAGUGUGAUUAGGAGCUAGCAGGUGUGUAGACGAUAGUGCACUGCAUUAAAAUAUUAACUAAGGAAUUCGUACCCAAGUGCCUUGAGAUUAAGAAUUUUUUUCUUAAAUAUAAAGGGUGUAUAUAUUGAAAUUUAAUCCGUUACUAAUCGAUUUUCGAUUCUAUGAGGAAUUCAGAAAGUGACUUAAAUGAAAUAAUAAUUUUAUCACUCAGAAUCGAAUAUCGUAUACGUUUCUGUAUCCAGCUUGUUAAAAAAAAAUGAUAUCAAUUUGAGAUUCUGUUACAAAGUCAAUAUCAAUGUUUACUUCAAUUGGAGUUCUCUAUGAUUCAUUUAUCAUUAGAUAUAAUACGAAACACGUUAAUGUUUAAUUAUCCACCAAAGGCAGUUCACUUUGUAAACAUGUCGCUCGGUACUUUAUAUGAAUAUUAUUUAAUAGUAUUAUAAUAACAGGCAGUUCAAAUUGACUUGACCAGAUUAACUGGUGACAAUUAACACAUGCCGGGACUGAUAAAUAAUGAAUUGACAAGUCGGAAAGACUGAUCGAAUUCUUUUCUGUGUUUCUCCUGGUCCUUUUUAAUAUCCAGCUGUGAAAGUAUCAAGGCAGCUCAAUUAUAAAAUGAUAAGUAUUAAAUGACUAUCUUAUAUUAAGUUAUACAAUAAUUUAACCACGAGUAAACUGUUUUAUUAAAGGAUCAUCUUUACAUGGGUCUCAAUACAAGAGAGUCCCCUAGAUCCUCUAUUUUACUUGUGAAUCGAUUAUAUUAAUGAUGAUUUCAAUAUAAAUUUUACUCACGAAUAUAAUAACGUUAAAAAAAGAUAUAAGAAUGAUAAUCAUGCGAAAAAACCCAUAUGCUUUUCAAUGGGUAUGUUAAUACGUGUACAGGAUCUUAUCAAGUUUCAUGAUAACGAAUUUGUACUCAGAUUUUAAAGCGCUCGAGUAGCACUAGUUUGUGUGCAGCUUGAGAAAAACUAUCAAAGAUCUUAGCGCAUAAUCCUACCAAACAGAAGACAAGAAAAGAAAACGAUACGACAUAAUCCUGCCAACAUUCAUUCCAUUUUGAUAUAAGAUAUCGUGAUGAAAAUUUAAAAAAAAAGAAUGUAAUAGAAAAAUUUAACAUAGUCUUGCCACGUAACGACUGUACCGAGUGGCUGUUAAAAAAAAGACAAAACAUUCGUCACCUUUCUCAAAUGCAUUUCUAAACGUCGAGUUAAGGCCUUUGACUUAUUGGACAUUUAAGGCGGUUCGAUGAUGAUAAUUAUAAUGGUAAUAGGUAUUCAUAGAUUAAAAAGUCUCUACAAAAGAUUCAAGAUUUUGAGUUCAAAAAUUAAUCAAUGAAAGCGUUAAUAGGAAAUUUAUCGUUAAAAAAAUAAAAAUAUUGAAUUUUCAUGUUCCCAUUUAUGUAUCCAGUAUAUUUAUAUAAUGUAAAUGAACACUGCGUUUUUCUAUAUCAAGAACUGUACGCUAAAUCUCAUUCAAAUUGUGCAUAGUUCGAAAUGAAACUCUUAACUAACAUCUACCUACAUAAAAUUUGGUUUUCUCUUGAAAUGUCUCUAAUCAUCGAACCAUCUUAAGGCAUAAAACAAGUAUGUAAUUGCCGUACUAUUGCAUCUACCCACGGAGUACAAUGAUAUAACACCAUGUAAAUAAGUAUAAAGUUAAUUAAUAAUAAAUAUAUACCGAAAAGUU
This is a messenger RNA of Cephus cinctus (wheat stem sawfly), 4424 nucleotides long. It is a transcript of the gene mbt, whose product is annotated as serine/threonine-protein kinase PAK mbt. Lineage: Eukaryota; Metazoa; Arthropoda; Insecta; Hymenoptera; Cephidae. Gene Ontology annotation, biological process: protein phosphorylation; intracellular signal transduction; regulation of MAPK cascade. Gene Ontology annotation, cellular component: cytoplasm. Gene Ontology annotation, molecular function: ATP binding; protein serine/threonine kinase activity. The transcript has 8 exons. The record is from RefSeq and is a predicted model, not a curated record. Bases 489 to 2516 code for a protein of 675 amino acids.